AUGGAAAUAGAAGAAAAGUAUAAAAAAAUUAUUGAUGCAUUGUAUGAUACAUGGUCUAAUGAUCAUGAGCGUAGAAAAGAGUCUGAACAGAUUUUAAAUAAUUUAGAAAAAGAUGAAAAUUUUAUAAUGAGUUUAUUAAUUAUAUGUUCCUAUACGAAUGUUCAUUAUAAUAUACGUAAAUUGGCAAUUAUUUUGUCAAAAAAUUUAAUAGUAAGGUAUUGGAAUUGUAGGGAUCAAUUUCAUUUUAAUAAUGAUAUAAAAAAAUUAGUAAAAAAUAAAAUUAUUGAAAUAUUAAACAGAGUAGAUAAUUUAAAUAAUUAUAGAGAAUUUUGCAUUUUAUUAAAAAAAAUAGCUAGAUAUGAACUUGUUCAUAAUUAUCCUGAACUGUUAGAAUGUUUAUUAUACAAUAUAAAUAUACACAAAAACAAUAUGAACAGUUUAUAUAUAUAUAUAUAUUUGCUUUAUAAAAUAAUAAGAGAACAAUGUAGUAAAAAGUUAUUAAAAGAUAAAAAGGAAACUUUUAAUAUAUCAGAAAAAUUUAUAAAUUCUUUAGAACCAUUCUGGAAUAAUUGUAUUAAUUUAUAUUUUCAGAAUAAUAUAGAAUUUUGUAUUUGUAGUGAUGAAUCUAAUUGUACGAAUUGUAAUAAAUUACAUAUUUUAAUUAAUGAUUACGAAAAGAAAAUGUUCACUUCUGGUGAUAACAUGGAGGAUAAAUGUUCCAUGAAUAAUAAUGAAUGUUAUGAAAUAAAUGAAAAAAAAAUAAAAAUAUUAAAAUAUGUAGAUAGCAUUUUGUUAAAUUUAAUCAUUAAUAGAAAUGAUAUAAUUAAAGGAAUAAAUAAUGAUAAUAAUAACAAUAACUCAAAUGAAAAUAAUAAUGACAUAGAUAUAAAUUUAAGAAGUAAUUUUUUUAAUUCUUUAAUUAAUAAGACAAUUUACUAUUUAAAAUUUAUAAAUAAAGGUUCUUCUAUAUAUUAUUUAAAAUAUUUAAAAUUUUUAUUAACGUGUUUUUUAUUAAUGAUAGAGUUUCAUAACGCUUUUCAUACAUACUUAAAAAAAGAUAUAACUGAAAAAUUUAUAUGCUUAUUUUUGAAAAAAAACUUAAACAUAAAUAAUUAUAUUAACGAUUAUGAAAAUAAAUUUGUUGAAAUAGUUAAUUUAUGUAUAUCCAUUUUAAAAUCAAUUUUUUAUCAUUUUUGUUUAAAUCAGUAUAAUUUAAUUAAACAAAAAAAAGUGAGAGAAAAUUAUAUUAAUGUAAAAAACAUGAUGUGUAAUAAAAAUGUAAAUAUAGAUUGUUAUAAUGAAAAUACUUUAGAAUCAAAAAUAAUAAAUAACUUGAUGACAAAUGUAAAAAAUGUGGAAAAUGAUAAUAAGAUUCUUUUUAAUAAAAAUUUAUCUUUAAAGGAAAUCUUAACAUAUAUAAGAGGAGAAGUAAAGCAAGCCUUAUCUAGUGACGAUUUUAUUCUCAUACAUAAUCAGAAAGCAUUAGAAAUUUUUGACUUUUUAAGAAUCUAUUGUAUUAAUAUUUCUUCAGAACAGAUAAUUGAUGUUAUUUUAAAUAUAAAAGAUGAUUUUGAAACAGAAGAAAAUAUUUUUUAUAAUAAUGCAAAAGAUUGCAUAGUUCAAUUAUCAUCGGAACCAUUUUUAUUUUCUAUUUUUAAUCAUUUAUUUGAACCAUUAAUUAAUUCAUUUCAUAAUUAUGCACAUUUUUUGAAAAAUUUUCCUAAUAAUUUAAAAAGUAUACAAGUAGCUGAAUAUUCAGAAGCUAUUAUUCAUCUUGAUGGCUAUUUAAAUAUUUAUUAUAUUUUAUAUCCAUCUUUUCAUAAAAAAAUAAAAGUUGAACAUAUAUUAUGUAUUAUACAAUUUUUUUUAGAUUACUUAAGUAUUAAAUACACACAUCCUUUAAUUAGUUAUAGAAUAGCAUUAAUAAUAAAAAUAUGGCUAAAAAGUUAUAAAGUAUCUUUUCCUUUUAUUGAUGAUAUUACUUUACUUAUAUAUGAAAAUAUUAGAUUUUUAUAUAUGCAGUUGUUAGAAAAAAAUGUCAUUUCUUUAAUUUCAGACAAGGGUUCUUAUUCAAAUGAUUUAAAUUUUCAACAUUUUGCUUUAAAAUCAUCCAAUUUUCUACCAAUACUUUUCUUUAAAUUUAUUUGUUUAUUUAAAUACAUUUUUAAAUAUGAGUAUAUAUAUAAAAAUUAUGAUUAUAUAAAUGAAUUUCUAGUUGGAUCAUUAAUUAAUAUAUUAACAAAAAUAUCAUAUCCCAAGAAUAUCCAGAAAAUUUUAAAAAUAUUAAGUCAUAUUGUUUUUAUGAGUAAUAAAGAAAAAGACAUAACAUUAUUCAAGGAUAAUUAUAAUUUUCUAUUAGAUCUGUAUAUGAGUAGUAAUUUAUGCAUUAAAGAAUAUAUAUUAAAUAUAUUAGUGCAAAUAUUAAAUAAAAAUUAUGAAUAUACUGGAAGUUUAAUUGAAUUUAUGAAUAAAGAAAAUUAUAAUAAUGAUAAUAACAUUCAGAGUAAUGACAAAUUAUGUGAUGAUAUAAUUUUAUUUUAUUUCAGUUUUGAUAUAAUAUCAUAUACAAUGUCAGCAAAAAUAGAAAAACAUAUAUAUCAAGAAAAUCAAAGUAAUGGUAAUUAUUCUUUAAUAAAUUUUCAAUAUAUAAAAGAAAUAAAUUUAGAUAUUGAUAAAACUAUAGAUGAUAAUUUUUAUUCCUUAUGGUUAUGUAUUUUAAAGUUAAUAUCAAAAAAAUUUAGUCAGAAGAAUGAUGAAAUUAUUAAAAAAAUAUGUUCUUUAUAUGUUGUAACUAUCAAUUUUUUAAAUGAUUAUUUUAAAAAAGUAAAAACAGGAAUACAUAUAUAUGAAAUAAGUAAUUUUUGUUUUGAUAUAGUGAUGGAAUAUUUCUGCUUAUUCAUUAUACAUGAAACCCAUGAUUUAUAUUUAACAUAUGAAGCUAUAUCAGCAAAAAUGUUAACAAAUGAUAUUUUAAAACAUAAUAUUUUAAGCAUUAUUGAGAAUAAUUUUAUAAUAAAUGAUGAAAUAAAAAUUGAGAAAUGUAUAUAUAUUUUACAUGUUUGUUUAGGUAUUUACAAAGAUGAUAUAAAAAGUGAAAUGCCUGUUUUAUACACCUAUAUAGCUAAUUUUGUGACAAUCUACUUAAUAAAAGUUUUGUUAAAAUAUUUUAAUAAAUAUUUUAAUUUUUAUAAAUUUAUUCAAGAUAAUCAAAAUAAUAAUAGCAAUGAUCCAUAUAACAAUAAUCCAUCAAUAAAUGACAACAUAAUACGAGAUGAAAGAAAUAAAAUAGGAGAUAUUAAUUAUGACUCAUAUAAUAUGUAUAAUAAUAAUGAAGAAAUAAAUAAUAUAUUUAUAAAUUAUAAUAAAAGUCAUAUUAAUUAUAUAUACAACAAUGUUAUAAAUUAUCAUCAUGAUGAAAAAUUCAUAAAAGAAUUCGCCAAUUUUCAGAAAGAUGUUAAAAUUCUUUUGAAUAUAAAUUAUUUAAAUAACUAUGAUAUAGCAAAAACAUUUAAAAGCUUCAAUUUUUAUACAGUAAAUGCAGAUAAUUUUAGUUAUAUAAAUAAGCAUAGUAUAUUUACGUUAAUUUCUAUUUUAUCGUUAUAUGAAAAUAAUUUCUUAAAUUUUAUUUUAAUAUGUUUUUUCUCUUAUUUUAAGAUUAAUGUUUCUCUAUUUAUAUCUUCCUUUAUAUAUCAGUCACAUUAUAUUCAUAAUAAAAACAUUCUGACGUCCUUAUUAAUAUUUAUUUGUAUAUUAACACAAAAUUAUGUUUUUGUAGAUUUUUCAUCUGUUUUUACUCCAAAAAAUUUUCCAAAUAUUGUGUGUAGCAAAUCUUUUGAAAACCUAAUUUAUGAUAAAAAUAGAAUGGUUAAUUUAUUUAUUUGUAGUAAAGAUGAAAAAAUCUUAUUAAUAAUAGAAUUAUUGAAACUAAUAAAUAAUAUAUUAAAUACAAAUAAGGAUAUUUAUAUUGAAAAAAAAAAUAUUCUUCAUCUAAGUACUAUGUCAUCUAAUUUAGGUGGAAGCAAAAUAUUUCAUUCUUAUAAUUACAAUUAUAUUCUACGUAAUAUUUUAAAUUAUAAUAACUUUCCAAAUAUAUGUAACAAAGCUCUCGAUAAUAUACUUACAUACUUAGUAGAUAUAAAUGAAUUAGAAGAAAAUAAUAAAAAAAAAUUAAUUGUUAACUAUUUAAAAGAAAAUAUAGAUGAUAUGAAUAGUGCUAUAGUUGAUAUGUAUAAAAAAUAUAUGAAUUUUUUAUAG
Plasmodium gallinaceum is the source of this 4254-nucleotide messenger RNA. Its product is annotated as conserved Plasmodium protein, unknown function. Bases 1 to 4254 code for a protein of 1417 amino acids. Gene Ontology annotation, biological process: protein import into nucleus. Gene Ontology annotation, cellular component: nuclear envelope; cytosol. The transcript has 3 exons. NCBI's taxonomy places the organism in Eukaryota, Apicomplexa, Aconoidasida, Haemosporida, Plasmodiidae. The record is from RefSeq and is a predicted model, not a curated record. Gene Ontology annotation, molecular function: small GTPase binding.